Molecule: messenger RNA, 1029 nt
Organism: Rotaria socialis
Lineage: Eukaryota; Metazoa; Rotifera; Eurotatoria; Philodinida; Philodinidae
Source: the annotation of a GenBank genome assembly
CUCAGGGUUCAGUCAAAAAAAUAAACUAAUCAGAAAGCAACUUGGACAGCAGUAAUUAACUGUGGAGCAUGUAAAAUGUUUAGUAAUAUAGAAAAAAUCGUAUGCCUGAGCACUAAAAAAAGUCAUUUUGUUUUAUUGGACUGAACCCUGAGGGGUACCCCAGUUAAAUUUUCGGUCGAAAAACAAAGUUGCCGAAAGUAUUUAAAAUAUACAUUGUUCGAGUCAGUUUUUUUCGCUGAUUCCAAAUAUGUUAUUAAUUGUGGCUCAAGUUGUAGUUUUUAUGAUAAAAAUCUCAAUUUUCAGAUUUAAGGCCUUAUGCGUCGCACUUUCUUUAUUUUAUUUUUGGCAAAUUCAAGCACUUACUAGUCAAGUCUAAUCAAUUAUACCAUCAAUUUCAGUUAAUUUUACACUCAUUUAGAGCCAAUUCUAUACCCGUUUCAGACCAAUUCCGACCAAUUCGAAACCGAUUCUAAACCAAUUCUAAACCAAUUCUAAACCAAUUCUAAACCAAUUCUAAACUAAUUCCAGAGUAAUUCCAAUUCCAACCAAUUCCGACCAAUUCCGACCAAUUCUAAUCCAAUUCCGACCAGUUCCAACCAAUUCCAACCAAUUCCAGACCAAUUCCAAUUUCAAGUCCAACCAAUGCCGACCAAUUCUAAGAAUUGAAUAGACUCGAAUUGGAAUUGGUGCAUCCCUACACACAAUCGACAAACUGAUGAACCAAAAUAUCGACGAUCUGAUGCAGCAUGACAAAGACGAAACCGAAAACGUAAUUAUACUCAUCGGUUACAUCGUUAUCUUCAUAUUUUAGUUCGUCGAAUUUACCACCGAUUCACCAUGUCGUCAAUUAAAGAUAUUCUUCGACAACAUCAUAUUUACUAUCGGCAUGUAAAAAUCGUCGCCUCAUCAUUAAUUAUUGGCAUAAAAAAUUCGACGCUUCAACAAGAAUUCGAUCAAUAUUUACCUGACGAUUUAUUCGAUCGUGAUCAUUAUCAUCAUAGUCGUCGUCAAUCUCAUCAUCAUCAUUAA